This is a messenger RNA of Oldenlandia corymbosa var. corymbosa, 924 nucleotides long. NCBI's taxonomy places the organism in Eukaryota, Viridiplantae, Streptophyta, Magnoliopsida, Gentianales, Rubiaceae. The record is from the annotation of a GenBank genome assembly.
AUGGGUGGAUGCUAUUGUGAAGAAGAUUAUUGUGUUUGUGACUCUUCAAUUCGAACCAUUGUGUUGGUUGGUUGUGCGGGCAAUGGAAAAAGUGCUACAGGUAAUAGUAUAUUAGGGAAAAAAGCAUUCUUAUCAAAGUCUAAAUUUGAUGGUGUGACAACUACUUGUAACCUAGACAAGACUAGUUUAGAUGAUGGUCGAAUCCUUAAUGUCAUUGAUACACCAGGGUUAUUUUGUUCAUUAUCUGAUAACAAAUCUCUUGGGGAGGAGAUUGCUAAGUGCAUUGCCCUAGCAAAAGACGGCGUCCACGCUUUCCUGGUGGUCGUGUCGCUUAAAAAUCGAUUCACUGAUGAACAAGGAGUUGCUGUUAAGAAUCUGCAAACUUUUUUUGGGAAUAAGAUCAACGAUUAUAUGAUUGUUGCUUUUACACAUGGUGAUGAUCUUGAAGAAGAUGAAACAUUGGAGGAUCGACAAAGGAUGAUGCCGAGAAGGCGAAGCAAGAUUCUGCAACUUUCAGCCCUCAUCCACAAAGUUGCCAUUAGAAAUGGUGGCGAGCCAUAUACUACUGAGUUGUUUGUGGAAUAUAAGAAAGAAGCCAACCCAACAAUGCUUCCUCAUGAGCAAACUGCAGAUCAGUUGCCGAACUCGCAGCUUCAAAAUUUCACUAUCACGGUGGUUUCAAAACUAACGGAACUUCAGCAGACAACAAGUAGACUUGAAACUCAGCCGGCGAAAUCAGAAGACGAGAUUCGUAAGUUGAGAGAGGAGUUGGACUGUGAGAAAUCUGAAAACAUGGCUCGUCAGUUGGACUCGAAUGAAGCCAGAUUCGAGGCUUUUAUGUUAAGAGAGGAGUUGGAGUUUGAGAGAGCCAAAAACAAUGCCCAUGAAACAGGGAGAAACGAGGGCGUCUGCACAAUCUUGUGA